Molecule: messenger RNA, 1954 nt
Organism: Pterocles gutturalis (yellow-throated sandgrouse)
Lineage: Eukaryota; Metazoa; Chordata; Aves; Pterocliformes; Pteroclidae
Product: mitogen-activated protein kinase kinase kinase 4-like
Exons: 4
Biological process (GO): positive regulation of stress-activated MAPK cascade; MAPK cascade
Source: RefSeq, a predicted model, not a curated record
GAAACAGUGCAAAUCAGAAGAUGCUACUUGCAAGAUCUCUGAAUCUGACCCUGAGGAAUUAUCAGAUGAAGCAAGUGCUGACACUUUCUAUGGGACUUCUCCUCCUAGUACACCCCGCCAGAUGAAGCGUAUGUCAACAAAGCAUCAGAAAAAUAACGUUGGGAGACCUGCUAGCCGCUCCACUUUGAAAGAAAAGAUGAGUGUGCCAACUCAGUCUGUGCAUAAAGACAAUGGAAAAACCAUUGAGAAUGUGGAGGAGCACAGUUACAAGCAAGGGAAAAAGAUCCGAGACACCCUAAGGACAACAGAACGAGAUCACAAGAAAAAUGUGCAGUGCUCAUUUAUGUUAGACUCAGUUGGUGGGUCUCUGCCAAAAAAAAUUGUUGAUCUCAAUAAGCCUUACCUCAGCCUUGGCUGUAGCAAUGCUAAGCUUCCAGUCUCUGUGCCCAUGCCAAUACCCAGAACUGCACGCCAGACUUCUAGGACUGAUUGCCCAGCAGACCGCUUAAAAUUCUUUGAAACCCUGCGGCUUUUGUUAAAACUUACCUCAGUCUCAAAGAAAAAGGACAGGGAGCAAAGAGGACAGGAAAACACUUCCUCUGUCUGGCUGAACCGAUCCAAUGAACUGAUCUGGCUGGAGCUGCAAGCUUGGCAUGCUGGCCGGAGCAUUAAUGACCAAGACCUCUAUCUCUAUGCAGCCCGUCAAGCUAUCCCUGAUAUCAUCAAUGAAAUUCUCACCUUCAAAGUGAACUAUGGAGGCUUCUCUUGUGUAAAAAAUGGAGCCAGUCUCAAUGGUACUUCAGGAGAAGGAGUUUGCAAAGCAACGCAUGGAACUAGUGCUUUCGGUUACUCAAGUUACCAUGACCACCUCCAUCGCCAGCGGGUCUCAUUUGAGCAAGUAAAGCGGAUAAUGGAGCUGCUAGAGUAUAUAGAAGCACUUUAUCCAUCUCUGCAGGCUCUUCAAAAGGAUUAUGAAAAGUAUGCUGCAAAGGACUUCCAAGACAGAGUGCAGGCACUCUGUCUAUGGUUAAAUAUUACGAAAGACUUAAAUCAAAAACUAAGGAUUAUGGGAACCGUAUUGGGCAUCAAAAAUCUUUCUGACAUUGGCUGGCCAGUGUUUGAAAUUCCUUCUCCUCGACCAUCUAAGGACAAUGAUGGAGGGGAUGAAGAAAUUGAUAGGGAAACAGAAGUAAAGGAAUCCUCAGGAACAUGCACAGAGGAGAGUGAUGGGGAAGAACAAAUCUCUGAGGAGAAUGUUGAAGAACUUAGACAAGCCAUCAAGAACAAUUUUAGUAACAAGCCAAAUUUUGACUUUCAGGACCAUUUUUCAAGGAGGCUUGAUAGGCUUGAAUCUGGGGAUGACUCUGCUUCUUGGGUGAUUCCAGAAUGCAGUGCUGAGGCAAGCUGCAGCCAACACUCUUUGACCUCUAUUUACAGGCCUUUUGUAGAUAAAGCACUGAAGCAGAUGGGGUUGAGGAAGCUGAUUUUAAGACUGCACAAGCUAAUGCACGGUUCAUUGCAAAGGGCCCGUAUGGCGUUGGUAAGGAGUGAUCACCAGCUGGAGUUUUCAGAAUUUCCAGAACCCAUGUUGUGUUCAGAUUAUGUGCAGUUAUUAAAUUCCCCACCUUGUUGUGAGCAAAAAUGCAGCACUGUAUCAUGGGAGGAGCUGAAAUCCAUGGAUUUACCAUCUUUUGAACCUGCGUUCUUGGUCCUCUGCCGAGUCCUGCUCAAUGUUAUCCAUGAAUGUCUCAAGCUAAGGUUGGAACAAAGACCUGCUGGGGAGCCGUCUCUUUUGAGUAUUAAACAGCUAGUGAGAGAAUGUAAAGAAGUUCUGAAGGGUGGCCUGCUAAUGAAGCAAUAUUACCAGUUUAUGUUACGGGAGGUGUUAGAGGACUUACAAAAGAUUGAUUGCAACAUUGAUUCUUUUGAAGAGGACCUGCAUAAAAUGUUAAUG